Molecule: messenger RNA, 2845 nt
Organism: Frankliniella occidentalis (western flower thrips)
Lineage: Eukaryota; Metazoa; Arthropoda; Insecta; Thysanoptera; Thripidae
Product: ATP-dependent DNA helicase Q5-like
Biological process (GO): double-strand break repair via homologous recombination
Cellular component (GO): chromosome; cytoplasm
Molecular function (GO): 3'-5' DNA helicase activity; four-way junction helicase activity
Source: RefSeq, a predicted model, not a curated record
GCUUGAGUGAUAGAGAUCGAGUAAGGGUUCAAGAAGAUUGGAUGAAAGGAGUAUAUCCAGUAAUAAGUGCUACUGUCAGUUUUGGAAUGGGUGUAGAUAAAGGUUCUGUGAGGCUAGUUGCACAUUGGGGUGUUCCUCAAAGCAUAGCCGGAUAUUAUCAGGAAUCUGGAAGAGCUGGUAGAGAUGGCAAGAUGUCCCGUUGCCGAAUUUACUACUCAAAGCAGGAAAGAAAUGCAGUUGAUUUCUUAUUGCGUAAGGAAGUAAGCCAUGCUAAAACAGAGGCGAAAAAGGAACAAGCUAAAGCAACAUAUAAGAGCUUUGAAAGAAUUAUAAAUUAUUGCCAAGAAGCAAAAUGUCGCCACUCAGUUUUUGCAGAUUAUUUUGGAGAUGAUCCACCAGCAUGUAAAACAUUAAAAGUCUGUGAUGUGUGUCAUGAUAAAAAUUCUGUUGAGAAAAUGAUUGAAGAAUUCAUAUCUAACUUAGGGUCUAAACUAACAUUCUCUGUAAUGGGUGAAGAUUCAUCAGAUCUUUAUGGUGGUGGAAGAUCGGGAAGUAAGAGUGAAAGUACGUAUUAUGAUGAUGACAAUAGUGGUGACGACUCCCAUCUUAAGGAUAAGGAGAAGAAGGCAAGGAAUUCCCUCAUUCAGAAACAGUUUGCUCUUCGAAGAUCAAAUCAUGUUAGCAGUCAUUGGUCUGAAGAAAAUGUAGAGGCUUUAGCUAAAAGCUCUCGAGUGCUCUCUGCACAGAACACUGGCAGGAAGAUAACCGGCUUAAGUGUAGUGGUAAGGGAGAGCUACAUGACUCUAGUAGAGGGAGAACUUACAAAGAAUUUGAGAAAGUGUGGGGAAAUUGAUCCUCCAGAUCAAAGUCUAAGUAAAGAGGAUGUUGAAAUGUGUGCUCAACAGAUAGAGUACCAAGCUUUUACUGCUAAUAAAGUUAUUAGUCUCUACAAAAGAGCUAUUGUAAAAGAGAUUGCUUCUAUAAAGAAAAGUGCAGAGCUAAUGAAACUCCAUGAGAGCUUACACAAAUUUGAGCGAAAUAGUGCAAUGGUUCAAAAUUCCAAUGGAGCUAAUUCUCUUUCCCAAAUAGUCAAUGAAAUCAAGAGUAGCAUGGAAGAAGAAAAAAAAUGUGGAGGUUUCAUGACAGCAUCACAGCUUAUAGCCCAAUAUGAAACUUCCUCCACAACGAGCAAGAGUGAAUCUAAUACCAGUGAGAAAUCUCAACCCAGCCUCCCAAAGAAAAAGAAAUUUUCAGUACAAAAAGACAUGUUACAACAGACAUCUGUGGCUUCAUUUUUUGAAAAGAAACCUCAACGGCAAACACAGGAUACAAUUAGCUCAUCAGAAAGUGAUGAUGAUGAUCCAACAAAUUUCCAUAAUAGUGAUGGCAAAAGUGCAUCCCUUGUAAUAGACUGUGAUGACACACCAGAAUCCUGCAUCGAGGAAGCAUCAGGAGAAUCAAAUGAAGGAAAGCUCAUUGUACCAAAUAGUGACCACAGUAAUUCAUCAUUUGGAGUCAAUGGAGACUUGAUAAAUAAUGAAUCUGAAUCAGAUGUUCAGAAAAUAUCAACUAAUGCUUGCCAACAAAUAGAUCUUUUAAGAAAGAGGAGAGUUUCAUAUUUUGAGAAGUUGAACAAGAAGGAUGAAACUCCUUCAAGUGCACCAUGUACUCUUUUGGAUUUGUGGAACAAAAAUUCCUCAGACGAUAUAGAAGAGUCUGAGCCUAAAAAUCCAGAUCAGCCUGAAAAAUUUUCACGAGAUGACGGAGAUGUAGAACAAUCAAACAUUAAGGAAAAAAAAAGAAAACUUGACCUGUUAUUUGGAGACAGUGAUGAAGAUGACAAAGAAAAGCUUCAGAAGAAAAUGACUAAACCAGAAGUAGUCCCCAAAAGAGGGAGUGUUGAUAAAAGAGCCAAUGUAAAAAGCAAAUCUAAGAAACCCUCUGAAAAUGAUGUGGAGUUAAAGCGCAUGGCGGAGUUGGUUGUGAAACUACUUAUGCCUUAUUAUAAGAAAAAGAGAAUCACAACCAGAGAUUUAUUUAAAGCCCUAGCUCGUGCCUUAUCACAACAUGUGUCAAAGCUUACCAAAAGCACUGAUGUGGUUGGUGUACAGAAAAUUAUCAGCAAAUUCUUUGAAACACACAAAAGCGUCAGCAGUAACACUGACUUUGCAGAUUUAUGAAUGGUGAACGGUACCUUGAUAUUGAGCUUUGACUUCAUCGUGUUUGCUUUUUGUGAGUUUGUACAUUGUUUUCUUUAUCACUUUUUAAACCAGCUCUGGGCAGCUGUCUUACAUCCUAUAUGUUGUAUUAUGAAAUGAAAUCAAGGUACAUACAUGUACAAUGUAGAGUAUUUUAUAAGAAAUCCCAUGUGAGAUUGCAUUUUUCAAGUGUAAUAUGCCUUACAUGACUGUGAUAAAAUUUUAAAGCCAGUGUUUAAUAAACAACCUAAAAAUCUUGGAAAUACAUAAAACUAUUGUGUAAAGAUCUCCCACCAAGGUCAGGCUUCCUUAUUGUUCAUUUCUGACAACCAGAAAUCAGAAUGGCAUGUUUUGUAACAUUUGUUAACUUUGAUGGAAUGAGGUUGUUUGGCUUGAGCAAAGACUGACAGAAGUUCUAUUUGAAAUUAAUUGGCAUUUAUUUCAAGGUUUCAAUAUUUGUUUUAAAUUAGUGUAACCUUUUCACUGUUUGUAGCCUCCAUAUAAUAUUAAGUAACAGUGGAGGACAAUGAAGCCCAUAAAAAGUUUUUAAGUUCAUGUCCAGUUCCUACAACCAUUUUUUUCUUUUUACAGUGCUCACUGUUACCUGUAACUAUUUAACUUGCUCAAUAAAAUAACUUUUCAACAUA